This is a messenger RNA of Acaromyces ingoldii, 939 nucleotides long. Its product is annotated as NAD(P)-binding protein. Lineage: Eukaryota; Fungi; Basidiomycota; Exobasidiomycetes; Exobasidiales; Cryptobasidiaceae. Gene Ontology annotation, molecular function: oxidoreductase activity. The transcript is spliced from 2 exons. The record is from RefSeq and is a predicted model, not a curated record. The coding region runs from base 1 to 939 and encodes 312 amino acids.
AUGUCGGACAGCAAGGACGUCAUCACCGCCUACUCCAACUAUGACCCGAACAAGCAAGAGCAGAACCUGCCUGGCUUGGACCAGAAGAUGGACCCGCUGGCCGAACACGUCCUUGUCGAGAAGUGGGACAACAAUGGGAAGCCAUACUUGGAAGAGUACAAGGGCACGGGCAAGCUGGCCGGAAAGAGUGCCAUCGUGACGGGCGGCGACAGCGGCAUUGGACGCAGCGUGGCCCUCUUCUUCGCCCGCGAAGGCGCCAAUGUCACAAUCAACUACCUGUCCGAAGAGCAGGAAGACGCGGAAAAGGUCGUGGAGCUCGUUAAGGCCGCUCCCAUGGGGACCAAGGAACUGCACCUCGUCCCUGGCGAUUUGCGCGAUCCCAAUUUUUGCAAGUCGCUCAUCGACUCGCACGUCGCCAAGUGGAAGUCGCUCGAUGUGCUCGUCCACAACGCAUCCAAGCAGAUCAGCGUCAAAGACAUUGCCGACAUCGACAUUGCCAACGUCGAGUCUACAUUCCAGUCCAACAUUGUUGCCGCUUUCAGCCUGAGCAAGCACGCUGUCCCGCACAUGAAGCGCGGCAGCUCCAUCAUUGUCUCUGGCUCCGUCACUGGAUUCAAGGGCUCGGCCGACAAGCUCGACUAUGCCUCAACAAAGGGCGCUCUGCACUCGUUCAGCCGCAGUCUGGCACAACAGCUUGCCCCCAAGGGCAUCCGCGUUAAUGGUGUGGCUCCGGGUCCUGUCUACACGCCGCUCCAGCCAGCCAGUCAGUCAGCCGAGAAGAUGGACGGAUGGGCGGUAGGUGUGGAGCCCCUACACGGCCGGCCAGGGCAGCCCGCCGAGCUGGGCCCCUCUUACGUCUUUUUGGCCGAUUCGGGCGCAUCGAACCUCAUCACGGGCUCCACGCUUCACAUCAACGCCGGCGUAUGGAUGGGUGCGUAG